Molecule: messenger RNA, 326 nt
Organism: Bactrocera oleae (olive fruit fly)
Lineage: Eukaryota; Metazoa; Arthropoda; Insecta; Diptera; Tephritidae
Source: RefSeq, a predicted model, not a curated record
GAACGUGUUGGUGCUGGUGCUCCCGUAUAUUUAGCUGCUGUUAUGGAAUAUUUGGCUGCUGAAGUUCUUGAAUUGGCUGGUAAUGCUGCCCGUGAUAACAAAAAGACUAGAAUAAUUCCACGUCAUUUACAAUUGGCCAUCCGUAAUGACGAAGAAUUGAAUAAAUUAUUAUCUGGAGUGACUAUUGCUCAAGGUGGUGUUUUGCCAAACAUUCAAGCUGUACUUUUACCAAAGAAGACUGAGAAAAAAGCAUAAAUUUGUAUCUCGACGAGUCUUAUUAUUAACAUACUAUCUAAACACAAGAAUAAAACCGUCCUUUUCAGGAC